CACCCUUUAUAUACAGCCACUCUCCUCCUCACUCCCACCAGACUCUCUUUUCUGUUGUUUUUCUGCUCUAUUCGAUUUGUAUAACAUAGUAAUAAACAUGUCUUGCUACAAGGGGAAAUACGCUGAUGAGCUUAUUGCUAAUGCUACAUACAUUGGCACCCCCGGGAAGGGUAUUCUUGCUGCCGAUGAGUCUACCGGCACAAUUGGCAAGCGUUUAUCGAGCAUCAAUGUUGAGAAUGUCGAGUCAAAUAGGAGGGCUCUGCGUGAGCUUCUUUUCACCACCCCUGGUGUCCUUCAGUACCUCAGUGGAGUUAUCCUCUUUGAGGAAACUCUGUAUCAGAAAACAGCUGCAGGUAAGCCAUUCGUUGAUGUCAUGAAAGAAGGUGGUGUUCUCCCUGGUAUUAAGGUUGACAAGGGCACUGUCGAGCUUGCCGGGACCAACGGUGAGACGACAACCCAAGGUCUUGAUGAUCUUGCCCAACGCUGCCAAAAAUACUAUUCAGCCGGUGCUAGGUUUGCCAAAUGGAGGGCUGUGCUGAAGAUCGGUCCCAAUGAGCCAUCACAGCUUGCUAUCAAUGAGAAUGCCAACGGCUUAGCGCGUUACGCAAUCAUCUGCCAGGAGAAUGGUCUGGUGCCUAUUGUUGAGCCUGAAAUCCUCGUCGAUGGCCCCCAUGACAUUAAGAAGUGUGCGGACGUGACAGAACGUGUUCUUGCCGCUUGCUACAAGGCACUCAAUGAUCACCAUGUCCUCUUGGAGGGAACUCUUUUGAAACCCAACAUGGUGACCCCUGGCUCUGAUGCCAAAAAGGUUGCUCCGGAGGUGAUUGCUGAGCACACCGUCCGUGCGUUGCAGCGCACUAUGCCUGCUGCAGUGCCGGCUGUGGUGUUCUUGUCUGGUGGGCAGAGUGAGGAGGAGGCGACUGUGAACCUAAAUGCCAUGAACAAACUGAAGACCAAGAAGCCAUGGAGCCUGUCUUUCUCGUACGGGCGUGCUCUUCAGCAGAGCACCCUCAAAGCUUGGGCUGGAAAGGUGGAAAACAUCCCAAAGGCCCAGACAGUAUUCCAUGCAAGGUGCAAGGCCAACUCCGAAGCAACACUUGGAACUUACCAGGGCGGUGCGGCAAUGAGCGAGGGCGCGUCUGAGAGCCUCCAUGUUAAAGACUACAAGUACUAAGUUAAUAUUUUGCUGGACAAAUGGUUCUCACUUGUUAUUUUAGAGUUAGAACAGACAUGAAAUAAGCCACGACCACAGCUACGGCUUAUCACAUGACUGUUUCUGUCCGGAUCCGGCGCACGUCUUAUUUUGAUUCCCCGACAAUUUUCUGCUUUAAUGCGGAGAGAGUAAUUGGCGAAAUAGUUAUAGACUUUGUAUUUCCUCAUUUUAAAGCCUAGUUUUUUCAUCUUUGUAGACUUGUAUUUGAAUAAUUAGCUUGAGGAACAUCAGGCUGUUUUUGCACGUAAUGCAGUUGUCCGAAUACUUCAUCAUCAAUAUGCUGACUGAUUCUAAUUUAACUUGGAGUUAUCAGAUGUAACUCAGCCAGUUGAUUAUAUAGUUGAGAAAGAGUCCAUCUUAUAGUUCA
Molecule: messenger RNA, 1580 nt
Organism: Sesamum indicum (sesame)
Lineage: Eukaryota; Viridiplantae; Streptophyta; Magnoliopsida; Lamiales; Pedaliaceae
Product: fructose-bisphosphate aldolase 3, cytoplasmic
Biological process (GO): glycolytic process
Molecular function (GO): fructose-bisphosphate aldolase activity
Source: RefSeq, a predicted model, not a curated record